This is a messenger RNA of Aethina tumida (small hive beetle), 3762 nucleotides long. Its product is annotated as SH3 domain-containing kinase-binding protein 1. Gene Ontology annotation, molecular function: protein binding. Lineage: Eukaryota; Metazoa; Arthropoda; Insecta; Coleoptera; Nitidulidae. The coding region runs from base 141 to 1892 and encodes 583 amino acids. The record is from RefSeq and is a predicted model, not a curated record. The transcript has 6 exons.
UUUCGUUGUCACUGGAUAUUGGUACGAAGAAUCUAAAUAAUAAGCAAAGUUUUGUUGUGAUCAUCAGGGUUGGGCAUUAGUACAAAUUUGUUCAAUAAGGUUUAAUGUAAAUAAAGUAUGAUAAUUUUAUUGUGUCGAAUAUGGUUGAAGUAUUAGUUGAACACGACUAUAUAGCAAAAGAAUCUGAUGAAUUAACAAUAAAAAAAGGCGAUAUAAUAAAAGAUGUAGUCAAAAAACAGGACGGUUGGUGGAUAGGCGUCCUAAAUGAUAAAAAGGGGUUGUUCCCAGACAAUUUUGUAAAAGUUUUAACUCCUGAUUCACAAGUUGUAAUGAGAUCGAAAACAGAUGUAUCCAGAAUAAGGCAAUGCAGAGUGAUAUACAGCUAUUCCCAAGAUCAUGAAGAUGAAUUAAAUUUAAAUGUAGGAGAUAUAAUUACCAUUAUUGGUGAGGAAGAAGAAGGUUGGUGGAAAGGAACUCUAAAUGGAAAGGAAGGUGUAUUCCCAUCAAAUUUUGUUGAAGAAAUCAAACCUGUAAAUGUAGCACAUUCCAAUAGUAAAGAUAAUUUAAUUUUAAGUAAUAAGGAUUGGGAGGACGAUGGAAAGCCAUCCAAUUCUUCAGCCAAACAGUUAUGUUUAGUGAAAUAUUCGUACACGGCUCAAAACGAAGAUGAACUAACAUUAACAGAAGGUGAUAAAGUCACCAUACUUAGUAAAAAUUUAGAAGAUCCCGGAUGGUGGAGGGGCGAACUCAACGGGAAAGUUGGAGUAUUUCCAGAUAAUUUUGUUGAAAUUAUAGCCGAGGAUAAUGCAAAACAAUCAGCCGUCGUGCGACCGAUGAAUAUGCCAGUAACGACAGCAUCUCACCGCAAAUCCACCGAAAUAAAAAAUGACACCAGUAAAUCUCCCCCAGUUCCUAGUAAAAAACCUCUUAUAUCAAUUAAAAAAUCUCCUUCCGGAAGCUUGCUGUCCGAUUUAAAGAAGAAACUUGUGGACGUCGUGGACGGAGCAUCGAGUAGCAAGUCUAAAAACGAUGUACACGCAGAAACCAAGGAAUUUAAUAACAACAACAACGACGCAUUCGAUCAGGUGGAGAGGAAGCAGUUGCUAACCGAUGUGCGAGCCACAAGAGCGAAAGCACCUGGAAGGAGACCUCCAUCUACAAUACUGAAACCUACGGAUCUCGACCUGAAUGGCAUUCCCUACGGUGACGAAACUGAACCAGAAGAAACUACCGAUAACCAGGAAAGCGUAGAGAUCCGGCCGAAAAUACGCGAAUGGGAGAAGCACAAAGCGCCUUGGUUGAAUGAAAUGAAGCAGCUCCAAGUGAAGAGGACGUCCACAUCGCCCGGACCUGACAGGAAGCUACGCGUGUCCGCUGCCGUGGAGAAAGAAACGUUGAACAUCGAUGCGAAAGAUGAUGUGUCAAAAUCGAAACCGCACGUAGAGAAUCGGGCUUCGUUAGAGAAACCCGUGGCGGCGGAUACGUCUGCCAAAAAUCCCGCUCCGGUGCCCACAGCCAAGCCCAAACCUACUCCGUCGCCCGUCGAUUCCGAAAAGGCGCCCCCGCUGAAACAGAAACCAACGAUACCGGUAACUGGUCGACAGUUGCAACAGAACAACAGCAAAGAUAUACCACCGAAGCCCAAGGUCUCCCCAGUUACACCUAUUCUAACGCCGGAACGACCCCUUGCUGAUUCGGAAACAGUCACGCCCAAGGAGUACAAUCGGCUGCUUGAUAGAGUGCGGAAACUCGAAAUGCUCGUGGAGAAACAGCACCACAUGCACACCCUCGUCAUCGAAGAAAUGCAGAAUAAACUCGACUUGGAAAUUGAACUCAGAAUGCUUUUGCAAGAGAAAGUUGAAAAGAUGUCGCUAAGCGUGAUGCAGGUUUGAGGGAAUGUUGUUCCCGUAUUAAGGGCUGUAAAUUUUGUAAUUGGCAAUGUAAUAUUGUGUUUCUAUUAUAUUUAUUUCUGCAUAUAUAAUUAGUAACUGGUAACUUCUCUUUCUGAUGAGUCAAGCCUGGGGAUGUUUUUAUCUAGUCAAAAUGUUUUUAAAGCUAUUUUAAAAUGAGAACAGCUAUUAAUUUUAUGCCUAAAAUGGUAUGGUAAUUGUUUAUAAUAAUUGUUGAUUAUUGUUUAUACUAUAAUAUACUCUAUAUGUAUACCUAAUUGUUUAUACUAACUAAUUACUAGUAUUUUAUUAAUUUAUUAUUAAUUAUCAUUUAAUUAAAAAUAUACAUUAAACUGUCUGUAAAUAUAUGUUUAUUAAAAUAUUUUUAACAAAACCACUCACAUAAUGAAUGAAAUUAUUCGAGUUUCUACAAAAUAGUUUAUGUAAGAUACAUAAUUUACAUUUUUGUUUUUACUCCAUAUGUUUGAAUUUAUUGACAAUAAUGUGGUAUAAACAUCCCUGGUAAUAAUUGAGAAGUUGCUUGAAUAUAUUUUUUAAAUGUAUAUAAAAUAAUAAAUAUAUAUAUGAUAAUUUUUGCUUUACAGAAUGUCAAAUUUUUAUACAUUAUAAUUUUUAUACCGAGGUAGCCUAAUUAAUUAUAAGUGAUUGCUCAUUAUGGAUGUUUUAUCCAUUGUAGUACCUAUGAAAAUAUUUUACAAUUUUUCAAAGAGUAUUAAAUAUGUAUAUUUGUCUUUAAGAUGUAUCGACAGUAUUAAAAUAAUACAAAUUUAUUGAAAUCAAUGAUUAAAUUUUAUAAUCAAAAAGUUUUUUAUGAAAGUUAAUCAUAAUUAUUCUGACUUAAAACUAAUACUAAGAUUGUUAGUCUUAAGAGGAUAGCAAACAUUUUAUAUUUUAAAUUAAUUUGUUUUAUGAUGCAGAGAGCUUAAAUCUUUUACACAAUCAAAAAUUAAGUUAGAAAAAUUUUGUUGAAAUCCAGCAUGCAUAAUUGUGACAAUAUAUUAAUGUAAUGCAGAUUGAUUUCUAUACAAAAAUGUGUAUUAUAAUUAGGUUGUGUAUGUACUUUAAUAUUACCAUUAGUAUUUACUCUGAACCGACAGCUGAAUUGUUAGUAUGCAUCAUGAUAUUAGUUUUAGUGAUGAAAAUCUUAGAAAUCUAUUGCUAAUAGAGGGUAAAUUUUUUACACUUUUAUUGAAACUUCAGUUUAGUAACUACCCAAUUAAACUAAAAUUAAGCAGACUAAAUUAUGUUCUUACAAGUAAUAUUCAUAUAGAAAAUUAAUAAAUAAGCUUAUUCAUCGGGAAAAGACUGUGAUACAUACAUAGACAUUCCACAAAAUUGCACAUUUUUAAUCCAAUAGUAUUGAGCGAUACAUUAUUUAUUUAUGUGUACCUAAACAAAGGUUGAACCGUACUAUUAUCUUAAUUUGAGGGUAGACUGACUUAUGUCAACUAAUAAAACAUUGUAAAUAUAUUUUAAUGAGAUAAACUAUUGUUUAGGUCUAUAAUUUAAUUUCACUCGAAGCUUUCCAGGUACUGCAAUUUAUAACUUUAGGAUCUAUUUAUUUUAUUUAUAAUUUUAAUACAUAAUUACUUAACAAAUUUUGAUAUAUUUAAUAUUCGAUUUUGUAAAUGGUGAUAGGAAUGCUUAUUGCAAAAUGUAACUAUACCUGUAAAGUAAUGUACAUUUUGGCUAUUUUAAUAAUUUUACAAGAAUUAACAUUCCAUUAAAUAUGGGUUUCCCAGUUGUGUAAAAUUGAAUAAAAUUAUUGAAACCCACGCCUAACAUUGUAUGUAAAUAAUUUUGAAUUGUACUUAGAUAUAUUGUUGACUUAAAUAAACAGUAAGACUUUCAA